Molecule: messenger RNA, 3199 nt
Organism: Equus caballus (horse)
Lineage: Eukaryota; Metazoa; Chordata; Mammalia; Perissodactyla; Equidae
Gene: OPN3
Product: opsin 3
Biological process (GO): phototransduction; G protein-coupled receptor signaling pathway; cellular response to light stimulus
Cellular component (GO): photoreceptor outer segment; plasma membrane
Molecular function (GO): G protein-coupled photoreceptor activity
Source: RefSeq, a predicted model, not a curated record
AGCGGGCGGCCGAGCCCGCGCCCCACCCAGUGCAGAGCGCGUCGCGGGCCGGGCGGGUGGCUGAGCGCCUGGCCGGGCCAUGUACGCGGGGAACCGCAGCGGCGGCCAGGGCUCCUGGGAGGGCGGCGCGGCGGCGGGCGCUGAGGGCCCGGGGCCGGCGGGGCCGCUGAGCCCCGCGCCGCUCUUCAGCCCGGGCACCUACGAGCGCCUGGCGCUGCUGCUCGGCUGCCUCGGGCUGCUGGGCGUGGGCAACAACCUGCUGGUGCUCGUCCUCUACUCCAAGUUCCCGCGGCUCCGCACGCCCACCCACCUCCUGCUGGUCAACAUCAGCCUCAGCGACCUGCUGGUGGCCCUCUUCGGGGUCACCUUUACCUUCGUGUCCUGCCUGCGGAACGGCUGGGUGUGGGACGCCGUGGGCUGCGCGUGGGACGGCUUUAGCAGCAGCCUCUGCGGCAUUGUUUCCAUAACCACCCUGACUGUGCUGGCCUACGAGCGUUAUAUCCGCGUGGUCCACGCCAGAGUGAUCAAUUUCUCCUGGGCCUGGAGGGCUCUUACCUACAUCUGGCUGUACUCCCUGGCGUGGUCAGGAGCACCUCUCCUGGGCUGGAACAGGUACAUCCUGGACAUACAUGGACUGGGCUGCGCCGUGGACUGGAAAUCCAAGGAUGCCAACGAUUCCACCUUUGUGCUCUUCUUAUUUCUUGGCUGCCUGGUGGUGCCCAUGGGCGUCAUAGCCCAUUGCUAUGGCCAUAUCCUGUAUUCCAUUCGAAUGCUUCGUUGUGUUGAAGAUCUUCAGACAAUUCAAGUGAUGAAGAUUUUAAGAUAUGAAAAGAAACUGGCCAAAAUGUGCUUUUUUAUGAUAUUCACCUUCCUGAUCUUUUGGAUGCCUUACAUUGUGAUCUGUUUCUUGGUGGCUAAUGGUUAUGGACACCUGGUCACUCCAACAGUAUCUAUUGUUUCAUAUCUCUUUGCUAAAUCAAGCACUAUAUAUAAUCCGAUUAUUUAUAUCUUCACGAUCAGAAAGUUUCGAAGAUCCCUUUCGCAGCUCCUCUGUUUCCGACUGCUGAGAUGCCAGCGGCCUGCUAAAGACCAACCACCAGUUGGCAGUGAAAUGCAGAUCAGACCCAUUGUGAUGUCACAGAAAGACGGGGACAGGCCAAAGAAAAAAGUGACUUUCAACUCUUCUUCCAUCAUUUUUAUCAUCACCAGUGAUGAAUCACUAUCAGUCCACGACAGUGACAAAAUCAAUGGGUCAAAGGUUGAAGUAAUACAAGUUCGUCCUUUAUAGGAAUGGCUAAUAAUAAUGAAAGACGGGGCCUUAUGUCGGACACCGCUUUUAGAUUUCCAUUACAAGGACUAUUUGGGAGUCACUCCCCAUCUAUGUAAUAUCAACAGAACUUUGGUGGCCCAGCAGGAAAUCCGAACUGCCCAUGUGCUCUCUGGCUUCCAGUAGCAAUCGAGCAAGACAAAUUCUUUUAAUUCAAUGGGUGCUUUACAUAAUGACAAACCAGUUGUGGCACAAGAUGGAUGUCUGGCACCAUCAAUUUCUAACAUGUUGGAAAUUUUCAUUUCAAAUAUAGUUUUUAAAUGACCAUAUUUCCCAAGGCACAUAAUACAUUUGUCUCAGAUAUUUAGGUGUAAAAAUAACUUUGUCUCGCACACAGGUGUGAAAUAGCUAGAAAAUCUUGAAUUUCCCGUAGUGUUGGGUCCUAUUUAGUGUCACGUCAAAUGUUUGGCCAAUCACAUUUAUGAAAGAGACAAUUCUAGGAUGAAAAAGAAAAUCUCCUAACUUUACCUGGAACAAAAGACUGUUGCUGUAUGUGUAGUAUGAUAAAGAGGAAUUUCGGAUGAAUGUGCUGCUGAGCAAGCUCUAGAAGACACUACUGAAAGUAUCACAGCAAAGAAAAUAGGAUGGUGAAUUUCAAGGUAAAAUCGUGGUGUAUAGGUAAUCAUACAUUAGUAGAGGAUGUACACGGAGAAGAUGGUGUUGGUGACAGAUAGGCAUAUAUUUCAUUUUAAACAGGACCAUGGCAGGGUUACCCUCUCCUUUGAAUAAUUUCCCACAAUUUAGCCAAGCGUUCUGCAUUUAGAAAAGGAGUUCCAAGCAAAAAACCAAACAAACCUACAUUUGAAGGGAGAUGAAAGUAAGUGUAGAACUGUAGUCAUAAAAUGUGAUAUUUAAUCUUCUUUGCUCUUCAGUCAGUUCAUUGGGUGAUUAAUGGUCAGUGUUAGUGAAGAGGCCAUUUUUCCAUGAGUCGUUGUUUAGACUAAACAUGGAUUAUCAGAGCUCAAGGAUUUCUUUGACAAUAUGGAAAAGAAACACUGAAUCAUUUCAUUUUAUUGCCUAAUUUUUAUUUCUUAGGUGACUGUCCUACUGGUCUUCAUAAUUAAUCAUGUUUGAAAGACUUCUACAUGAUUUAGUCGGCCCAUUGAAGAAGGAAGAGUGAAAGAAAACAUUUUCACUACAUGAACUUUUAAAACUCAAGUUUAUUGCUGGCUCUGCCACAGCCUGUAGCUCAAGCAUAAGUCGGUAAAUUGCUUCUGAGAGUCUGAAAUGGAAUGAAAUAUGACUUCAUAGUUCUGCAAAGACUGUCUCCCCUUGUUUCCUCUCCACUCUCUUGUUUAAGUAGAUAUUUAAUUUAUCACUAAAACCCUCCCUAUCCUUCACUUAGUAUGGCAUUAAUAGCCUGUUUUCAAUCUUCAGAAGGUAAUACUGGCAUUUGAAGACUGGGAAAUAAAAUCCAUUCAUUUUGUACUCUCUAGAGCACCCGAAUUCCUCAUUUACAUUUCUAGUUUUAUCAGGUGAAUCUGAGCCCUGUGCUUAGGUCAGUUCCAUCCAGGUGAUGAAAGUGUGGUUUACAUAUUAGGCAAAUUGUAAUUUUUAGUCCAGGGUGUUGAGUCAAUCCUUUCGUGACCUCUAUUGUUUCCUUUAAAGAAAAAUUGUGAUCAGUGUCUUCUUUGAGGCUUCUGGGGCCUUACUUUUUGAGAAGUGAAAGACAUCUUGGUCAUUACACUGUUACUAUAUUUAGAAUGACCGGGCUUCAGCAUAGUGAUGUGGGGAAGUUGCGUGUUGCAACUUAAAGUGGUGGGUGGGUUUUUUCCCCAAUAAUUGCAAUGAACACACAGAGAAAUUCUACAUUGAAUUUAAUUAUAAGCUGACAAAUAUCUUCCAUUAGUGAAUUAAAUAUGGUGAUGGAAA